CCCUCCCCCUCCACACCCCCCCUCCUCCACUGUUCUCAGAGUUCGAAACCCUAACACCUCCUCAGGAUCCUCACAUCGCACUCGGCUAUCGGCUUCGAUUGAGAUCGUGCCCUAUUCUUCUUCACCUCCCUGUUCCUUCAUCGGCUUCUUUGAUCGCCAAAUCCCUCUUAGCGCGAUCGAUUUUGCGACAUGACGAGCAACGUCUCCAGUGUCUACCUCCAUGUCAUAGACGAUGUUAUCAGCAAGGUCCGCGAUGAGUUCAUCAACUGCGGCGCGGGUGAAGCCGUGCUCAACGAGCUCCAAGCGUUGUGGGAGAUGAAGAUGAUACACUGUGGAGCCAUCAGUAGUACGGCGGAGAGGUCAAACAUCGCAAAGGCCUCUGGCCCAAUCACUCCGGUCCAUGAUCUGAACGUGCCGUACGAAGGGCCGACCGAGGAGUACGAGACCCCUACCGCAGAGAUGCUCUUCCCACCAACCCCGUUGCAAACUCCCAUUCCAACUCCAUUACCAGGAACAGUUGAUUAUAACAUCCCCACCGGCCCCUCGGAUUAUGCACCUUCUCCUAUCACUGAAAUCAGAAACAGUGUUGAUCUUAAAGCUGGAAGGCCCAGUCCGUAUAUGCAACCGCCUUCUUCUUGGAUGGGUCAAAAACCUUUGGGGGUUGAUGUCAAUGUGGCUUAUGAGGAAGGACGUGAGGACGCAGACAGAAGAGGACCUCCCCAUCAAUCUGCGACUCAGGACUUCUUCACCACGUCCUCUGGAAAACGCAAAAGAGAUGACUAUUCUUCUCAUCUGGCUUCUGAUGGUUACAUGCCACAACAAGAUGGAAGUGGAGAUGUGAUGAUAGAAUUCCCAAUGCCGAAGGUAGAUCAAAUUCAAGAUUUAUCUAGGCAUGACUUCCAAUCUGCCAUUUAUAAAAAGCAAACCAAUAAAGAAGUGAGAACAACUGCUGUGCUACCUCAGCAGGAUGGGAUCCAUGAUGAAUAUGAUGAUUUGCUUCAUUUCCAAGGAGUCCCGACUGAAGAUUACAAUACUCCUGGAGACCAUGUGGAACAUCAAGCUCCCACACCAUCUGUUGGCACACCGAAACUAAGUAGAAAUGGAGGUGAGGAUGAUGAACCUCCUCUCAAUGAAGAUGAUGAUGACGACGAUGAUUUGGAGGACUUUGAACAAGGAGAAGAAGAACCUACAAUGCAGCAUUUGGUUUUAGCACAAUUUGACAAGGUGACAAGAACGAAAAACAGAUGGAAGUGUGCUUUGAAGGACGGAAUAAUGCGGCUAAAUAACAGGGAUAUCCUGUUUAAUAAGGCAAAUGGGGAGUUUGACUUUUAAUUUGCUUCUGUUGAGCUUUUAGAAGCUGGCCUGUUAGUUGGAGUUGAGAUGUGUUACUACAAUUCUGGUGAGCAUGGCUCCGAUCCAAUGAAGGUGUUUCUUUGGGGUAAAAAAAAAAAAGGUGCUUCACCGAAUGGACUUUCAGGGCUGGUUAUUUGUCUUACUGUAAAGAUACUAAACUUGUUGAACUUUUAAAUUCUUUUGUGUCUCAUAAUCUGAGAGAGAGAGAGAGAGAGAGAGAGAGAGAGAGAGAGUACUGUUAUUAAUUAGCAAAUUCCCUCCAGAGAUCUAAGACGUUUUUCAUAAAGCUGUUAGGGUGCUUUUCCCGUCCUUGGGUUGGACGGUUACGACAUCUAGAAACAAGUUUUAAUUUUGCUAUCUCCUUUCAAUUCAGUGGAUUUUAUUAAUAUAGUGAUUCUUUUCAUUACAAAA
Messenger RNA from Ananas comosus (pineapple), 1764 nucleotides. Its product is annotated as transcription initiation factor IIA subunit 1-like. Gene Ontology annotation, biological process: transcription initiation at RNA polymerase II promoter; transcription by RNA polymerase II. Bases 190 to 1332 code for a protein of 380 amino acids. The record is from RefSeq and is a predicted model, not a curated record. The transcript has 11 exons. Gene Ontology annotation, cellular component: transcription factor TFIIA complex. Lineage: Eukaryota; Viridiplantae; Streptophyta; Magnoliopsida; Poales; Bromeliaceae.